Miscanthus lutarioriparius is the source of this 1683-nucleotide messenger RNA. Lineage: Eukaryota; Viridiplantae; Streptophyta; Magnoliopsida; Poales; Poaceae. The record is from the annotation of a GenBank genome assembly.
AUGGCCGGACAAGACGAGCAUCGCGACGGCAGCUCCCACCGCCGCCAAGUCGUCCUCUUCUCCCUGCCAUUCCAGGGCCACCUCAACCCCAUGCUCAAGCUGGCGGCGGUCCUCCACGCGCGGGGCCUCGGAGUCACGGUCCUCCACACGGACUUCAACGCUCCAGACCCCGCGCGCCACCCACAGCUCACCUUCGUCCCCAUCCACGAGACGCUCAGAGACGAGGCCACCUCCCCGGACUCCGACAUCCUCACGAAGCUGCUGGCCCUGAACGCCGCCUGCGAGGCGCCCUUCCGGCAGGCCCUCGCGUCGCUGCUUCGGCGUGGCCAGAACGUCUCGUGCGCGGUGGUCGACGGGCAGUGCUACGCCGCGCUGGGCGCCGCCGGCCGGUUCGGCGUCCCUGUGCUCGCGCUCCGGACGGAUACGCCGCCGCGUUGCGCAACAUGCUGGCGCGUUGAUGAGCUAGUUCCACAUUGUCCUGCAGAGGAGAAGUUGGAUGAGCUGGUGCCGGACCUCGAGCCGCUCCGAGUGCGAGACCUGCUCCGUGUUGACGACUGCGACACGGACGAGAUGUGCAGCUUUAUCACCUGCGUCGCCGAUGCCGUAGGAGCCUCGGUGUCUGGCAUUGUCAUCAACACGCUCGAGGCGAUGGAGGCGUCGGAGCUAGCCAAGAUCCGGCGGGAGCUGUCCCUUCCUGCCUUCGCGAUUGGGCCCCUGCACUUGCUGUCGUCCCAGGAUUCGGCGGAGCAGAGCUUGUACACUCCCGACGUCAGCUGCCGGGAUUGGCUGGACUUGCACCCGGCGCGCUCCGUGCUGUACGUGAGCCUCGGCAGCUUGGCCUGCGUCGACCGCGGCGUGUUCGAGGAGAUGGCGUGGGGGAUGGCCGGCAGCGGUGUGCCGUUCCUGUGGGUUGUCCGCCCGGGAUUAGUCAGCGGUGAAGAGGUUCCAUCAUUGCCGGAUGGGUUUAGCGAGGAGAUCAGGAACAGAGGGAAGAUUGUCACUUGGGCGCCACAAAGAGAGGUCUUGGCGCACGCAGCCAUUGCAGCGUUCUGGACGCAUUGUGGAUGGAACUCGAUACUGGAGAGCUUCUGCGAAGGCGUGCCCAUGCUUGUGCAGCCGUGCUUCGCGGACCAGAUCGUGAACGCCAGGUAUGUCACGCAUGAGUGGGGUGUUGGGCUGGAGGUCGGGGAAGUGUUGGAGAGGGAGAGCGUCGCCAAGGUGGUGAACCAAGUGAUGGUUGGGGAAGAUGGACCUCUCAUGAGGGAGAGGGCACACCGUCUGCAGAUGCAGGCAUCUGCAGCUACUAGUUCCGCCAUGGACAGCCUAGUCCAGUACGUAUUGUCGCGCGCCCUCCGCCGGCUGCCACGCUCGCCCACGGCUGCCCGGCGCAAGUCAGCCCCGCCAGCGACCACACGCGCUCCACGCUCGGCUACUCGGGACCGGCGGCUCCUGCGGCCACGCGAGGGCUCAGCUGCUCGGGAGUGGCCGUCGCAGGCUGGCAGCAAGGCCAUGGCCCAUGGCCGCCGCACCUAUCCCUCCACCCUGUCGCGCUCCUGCUUCGCUCGUGCGCUGCUCGCCCCGCGCCGAUCCUUUUGCUCUGUGCCUCUGUCCUUUCACCGCUCGGGGAACCAGAGACAUGUGAACACGGCAAAUGCAAAAGAAAGGGAUUGCUUAUGCUAUUAG